This is a messenger RNA of Anisakis simplex (herring worm), 666 nucleotides long. NCBI's taxonomy places the organism in Eukaryota, Metazoa, Nematoda, Chromadorea, Rhabditida, Anisakidae. The record is from the annotation of a GenBank genome assembly.
AUGUCCAGCUAUCCGCUUUUAUGCAACGUUGCGCACAGUCGUCAUCACCGUAUAGCAAUGACUAAGGCUGCAAACGACUCAUCAUCACCACCAAAUCACUCGUUCAUCAGUGCUAUGUUUCUCACGAAGGAUAAUGCUGACCUCGGUCAAGAGGUCACUUCGGUGAAUGCUCACAGAACGGCCAUCAAAGGCGAUCAUCACAACAAAAUGAACACUCCAAUAAAUCUCAGCUGGAAUAUCAACACGGUUCAAAUCGAUCCCAUCAAAGCAUCGCAACUACCAGAAUUCACUUAUCAAUUCAAAAGUUUCGAUCACGAUAGUUUCGAACGCAACCCACAAACACCGCAAUUUCAGGCUACGAGAGAUUUUCUUCAUACAAAAAUCUCAUCGAGAAGAAUUAUUCGAAUCGUUUCAAUGGAAGAAAGAAAUUUUACGAAAAUAUCGAAACUAGUUAAUGCCGCUGUUUGCAAUUUUAAAGCGUGCGUAGCUGGCAACGUAGCCGAUUCACUCUCACAAAUAUUUCUGCUCACACCACGACCUGAGGUCCGGAAUCGUGCCUAUGAGCUGCUAGGCGCAAGCAAUGCUCGACAGUUCGCAAGUGCUGUGGAAAAACACAUCAAUAGAUAUCUGGAAGUUGCAAGAGGCGAAAUGAACGAUAGAAGGUAA